Molecule: messenger RNA, 795 nt
Organism: Trypanosoma theileri
Lineage: Eukaryota; Euglenozoa; Kinetoplastea; Trypanosomatida; Trypanosomatidae
Exons: 1
Coding region: 1-795 (264 amino acids)
Source: RefSeq, a predicted model, not a curated record
AUGAAAGGGAAACAACAGGUAACAAAAGGUUCGGAGAGUACAUCUUUGGUAACGAAAGAAACAACAAAAGGAGAAGCAUUACCGCUUAUCCUACCAAUAUGGCAUUUUAUCACAGUAGAGCUCUUAAUCUACCUACUGUGCCAUUUGGCGUCUCUUGGAUUGAUUCUGUUCACCGCUGGAGACGUUCCAUUUGUGUCCCCACGUGGGGGACUACUUCAACAGCAUCGGAGGUUGAAACCACGACCGGGUGAAACGCGUGAGGCAUUUGAUGUAUUUCGAGGACUGGGACAGGCGGGAUCACCAGCAUCCCUUGCACAUCAGAUAAGUGCAGACCUUGUUCUCACAUUGGUACUUUGGUUUUCAGCUAAUGGGUUCUUUCUGGUGUUUAUUCGUCGAAUUGAUGGGGUUCUGGCGAAUGAAAAGAUGAGACAACAGACGUCCGGUAAUACUGAAACAAAAAUAAAAGAGAACGAUGAGAAAAGCGGAGAAAAUAAAAAGGGCACGGGAAGGGGUUUCCUGCAGGUGGAAUGCCAUACGUUUUUGAAGGAUACCAUUGUGGUUUUUUCAGUCAUUCUCAGUAUUGUCAUUCCUAUAUGUGUUAUCUCACAACCUUCUAAUGAAGUGCGUUCGGUUGGCCCUGUCGUGGUUAUGUUGACGGCUGCGGCGAACCUCUGCAUGAUUCAAGUGCAAGGUAAUUCACGCGGGGCGCAGACAUUUCUUAAUUUAUUUCAGGCACUAAUCCUCAUUGCACUUGUUGUUCUUGUUGCACAGGCAAAUGUAUUUGCUUAUGCAUGA